UGUCAUUUUUUUCAUCUUAUUUUGUUAAUAACAAUUGCAAUUUUUAAUCUGCACCAAAAUCCUUCAAAAGCAUUUUCCUAGAGGUGAUUCCGAAUAGAAUGAGCCAUCGCUCAUAUUUUUAGGACCUUUAUCUCUAUUUUUCACAUUUUUGAACUUGUUGACUAGACUAAUAUCCAGAUAAAGCAUUCUGAUAAACGAUAUAAAUAGGUAAUUUAGGAAUUGAUGUAUUUGCUUGGCAGAUUAAAUCUUGUUUUUUUUCAUGUAUCAGUGUUCCAAGCGUCGGUAGGAUAAAUAAAUACAAUAAAUACAUCCAGAGGAUCGUGCAGCAGGCGCUAAUCGGUAAUCACAUAGCCAUUAAAUCCUUACACAUCCCGCAAACCCAUCCAAUAUAAGCUUGUGCAGGCGUUAUUUCUAGAAUUAAUAUCGAAAACAUCAAACAAUUGUCGGUGGACAGUGCCCAGUGGCCACUGGCCAGUAACGAUCCAGCGCUACGCCGCGACGGGCGUGCGUUUGCGCAUAACAUGACGACUCUACACAUAGUCUCCGCGUUAGUUGCAACCUAUAUGUGCUUCGUUCAAGGGCAAUUACCAUGUACGACACCAACUGGUGUCACCGGCCAGUGCAUAAAUAUAAACGAAUGCAAAGAUCUGUUGGCAAUCCUCGACAAUCCACAACGUUCAAAAGAAGAAAUUGAACUCUUGAGGCGAUCUCACUGCGGAUUUGCAGAUAAGGUGCCCAUGGUUUGUUGCCCCCAAAUUGCACCGCCCUUGGACCGACGGUGUUUCACCUACGAGGGCAAAGAGGGAACAUGUCUUGGAUUGUACUCUUGUCCACCGCUAAUGGGUCUUCUGAAACCUCCAGUGUCGAAGGACAACCUGAGUUACGUACAAGUAUCGAGAUGCGAGAGCCCAGACCGGUACAGCGUUUGCUGCGGUCCAGAUGAAGCAGUGCCACCAGCGCCUGGCAAACAAGCCAUAUGCACCCCUACUGCUGCACCACCUGACCCUCGAACCGAAUGCUGUGGACUGGAUAGCGGAGGAGGGAAUAGGAUAUUUGGUGGAAACGUAACAGCCAUCGACCAGUACCCAUGGCUGACACUCAUCGAGUACAGAGGUGUCCGAGACGAUAGGAUUAAGCUUCUCUGUGGUGGAGCCCUCAUCAGCGGCCAAUACGUGCUGACCGCAGGACACUGCGUUGUUGGACCAGUAUUAAAUAGUGGAAUCCCAGUAAACGUGCGUUUAGGUGAAUAUGACGUACGCUUCACUGGACGGGACUGCGUGCAAGUGGAGGGCGGAGGGACAGACUGCACAGACCCUGUGGUCACUAUACCCAUCGAGAGGACCAUACCCCAUAAGGAUUACAACCCUUCCGCUAAACUGAGGAGGAACGACAUCGCAUUGUUACGAUUGGCACAGAUGGCGCCUUAUACUGAUUUCAUCAGACCCAUAUGCCUUCCUACCAUGGACAUAACGCUCAGUACAAUGACCAAUAUAAGACUGGAGGUAGCGGGCUGGGGUGCUAUAAGUGACACACAGAGCUUCAGCAAUAUCAAGUUACAUGUAGACCUGCCGUUAGCUACCAAACAACAAUGCGAACCGUAUUACGCCCAAAGACAAGUGCCAUUAUGGGAUGGUCAAAUUUGCGCUGGUGGCGAAAAGGGCAAAGAUUCCUGCAAGGGUGACUCCGGGGGACCUCUGAUGAACGAGAACGGGAAGGUUUGGGAGGUGGUGGGAGUGGUGAGCUUCGGACCAACACCUUGUGGAAUGGAAAACAUACCCGGAGUAUAUACGAAGGUUUACGAUUACCUUCCGUGGAUACGCACUCAGAUGAAACCUUAAUUUAAUAACAAAUAUAGUCAGUUUUAAAAGGCGUUGUAAAUGACAGUAUUGAGAGAAAAGCAAAAAAACGAAUAAUGAAAAGUCAGCGUUCCAUGGGCCAAUUUGGAACUAAAGGGACGAUAAGUCGAUUAUAAGAUGUGUUCAGAUGAUAAUAACGAAUAAACGACAAAAAACUAUUAUUGAUAAGUACUAGGAAAAUUUUAAUCUCUUAUUGAACUACGGAUAUUUAUAGCAUAAAAUUUACCAUCAGACAUCAUGUUAUACGCAUCCUUCGUCACUGAAUAUAAAGCUUAAAAUGUAUCUCUUCAAAAAUAUAAUUAUAUAUCAGAAGAUAAUAUUAGAUUGUAUUUUAAUUAGUUUUAUUUACCAAAAGUUCUGUAGUAUAAUGUAAUAUAUGUAUAAAUAACGCGAAGUAUAUAAGAUAUAUUAAAUAUAAUAAAAAUUAUAUUUAAAUAAACUAAAUCACAGAUAUAGCAUACAAUACUACGUUUUGUAUAGUUUACGCAGUUCACAUAAAACUAGAUAAAUUUGUAAUCUGUACAUAUAUUUUAAGAUAUUUCCAGAUUAUUAAAAGAUAUUUUAUUAAAUACAUGUUAAUCGGGUUCAUUUGUUUAAGGUAUAAAUCAUUGAAUGUGCCUGUUAUUAAGCAGUAUGAAUUAGUACGUUAGUUGCAUAUGCAUAGCGUGCAUACAUGAUAUGAUACAUAGAUGAAUAUUUUAAAAAGUAAGAGUUUUUUAAACUAAAACAUAUGUACAAAAAAUAAUUGUUACUGAUAGAAGACGGCUCUAACGGCUCUCAACACAUCAGCUCAUAGUCUAGCUGACUGAUUGCAAGAUAUAUAUUUAAAAAAAAACUGACAAGACGUACAGUGGAUACUGUUGUGGUCUCUGGCAGAACGACAAGCGCUGUUGAACACGUCUGCUCCACUGCAUAAGAUGAGCCAGGAUCAGUUACCACCACAACACAAACGUUAUACAUUUAAAAUAUUUUUCUAUAAUUAUUACUUAUUAUUUUGUGUGUGUUAAUAAGUCUUAUGUCGAUGUCUACAAAUAAAUUGUUACCGUGAACUAUGACAAAGAUUAAAAUUAUUAAUCUAAAGUUCAUUACAAAUUAUUGAAAUAAUAAAUUUGCUACAGAAACGAUACAUCAUAGAUUGCCUGACUUGCCAACAAGAACAACAAGUGUUCAAAUCUCCUUAGUCUGAAGCUUCGAGUGGCCAGAGCCCAUGAGUUUUUGUUCCUCACAAUCCCAAGGCAGCCUUGUCAGGGCUACCACUAUUGAGAACUACAUCGCACUAGCAUAAUGAAAAUCAGGAUUGGUAUCAUUAUCGCUAUUGAAAAACUACUAGGAUUUACUCAAUAAACCUUAAUUAUUUUUAAGUCUGUUUUUAUAGGAACGUAUUGUUUUUAGAAAAACUUUGUAUUUACUCUAUAUUUGUAUGUAUAAGUGUAGUUAUUACAGCUUUCUUGGAUUAA
Pieris rapae (cabbage white) is the source of this 3313-nucleotide messenger RNA. Its product is annotated as phenoloxidase-activating enzyme. The transcript is spliced from 8 exons. The coding region runs from base 522 to 1838 and encodes 438 amino acids. Gene Ontology annotation, biological process: proteolysis. Lineage: Eukaryota; Metazoa; Arthropoda; Insecta; Lepidoptera; Pieridae. The record is from RefSeq and is a predicted model, not a curated record. Gene Ontology annotation, molecular function: serine-type endopeptidase activity.